AUGAGCUUCACUCGUAAGCCUAGUAGUGAACAGCCCGGUCGAAAACCAGGUCAUCGCAGCACAAUGUCAUCUUCCAAUGAGCCACAGGUCUUGAAUUCGAAUCCAGAAGUCCUUCUGCGCAAGAGGAGAAAUGCUGAUAGAACAAGAAAUGAUAGACAGGCAGAAAUACAAAAGAGAAGAGAAACAAGAAGUAAACAGAGAAAACUGAACAAAAAACGGUUCUUGAGAGCCGAAUCUAUCGUCGCCAAAACCCUAGCUACAGACAGAGAAAACGAGAGAAUCAAAAGAAUAUCCAAGCUAGAAGCGCAAAAAUCAAAGAGUCAAUUAGACCAUCUACCAUCUGACAAAAAUUUCUUGUUGAAGAUAACCGAGAGAGGGGAUUACGCGGAAGAUGAUCACGAUGAGGAUGACGAUGGUCUGAUCAAAGAAAAGUCAGUUUAUAAUGGCGAGCCAACACUUCUAUUUGUCAUGAGGGUCAAAACGAACGGCGCCACGUCCAUUCCUCACAGAGCUUUCAAGAUAUUGACUCUUCUAAGAUUGGUUGAGUUGAACACCGGUAUUUUCAUCAAAUUGACAGGGAAGGUUUACCCGUUGCUCAAAUUCAUUGCACCUUAUAUUGUUAUCGGUAAACCAUCGUUAUCGUCGAUUCGUGCAUUAAUUCAAAAGAGAAGCAGAAUCAGCUACCAAAAGAGCGAAGAUGAGGAACCUGUCGAAAUGCCACUAAAUGAUAACAAUAUCAUCGAAGAAAAGCUGGGUGAGCUUGGCAUUAUUUGCCAGGAAGAUAUUGUUCACGAGAUUUCCGUUUUGGGUGACUCCUUCAAGAAGUGCAGUAAUUUCCUAUUACCAUUCAAAUUGAACAGAGAAAUUUCAGGUUUCAGUGCAAUAAAUAAGGUCAGAAGAAUUAAACAAAGAGAAAAUGCCAAGAGAACUCAGAAGUAUAUGACAAACUCAUCGACAGCGCCUAUCAUUGAAGUUGAUAUAAAUUCUUUGAUCGCGAAACUAAACUGA
Molecule: messenger RNA, 1008 nt
Organism: Zygotorulaspora mrakii
Lineage: Eukaryota; Fungi; Ascomycota; Saccharomycetes; Saccharomycetales; Saccharomycetaceae
Gene: RLP7
Product: Rlp7p
Exons: 1
Coding region: 1-1008 (335 amino acids)
Biological process (GO): maturation of LSU-rRNA from tricistronic rRNA transcript (SSU-rRNA, 5.8S rRNA, LSU-rRNA)
Cellular component (GO): cytosolic large ribosomal subunit
Molecular function (GO): structural constituent of ribosome; RNA binding
Source: RefSeq, a predicted model, not a curated record